AUGUUUCUCAAUUUCUCUUUCAGAUUCAUUCUUUUCCUAUUUUAUUUUUUACCCUUUGUUUUCUCUUCUUCUUCUUCUUUUUUGUCUUCCUUCUUUUAUCUUUUAUCCCUUUUUCUAUCCUUCUCAUGCUCCCCAUCAUCUCUUACCUGUCUUGGGCUGCUUUAUUUUGAUAAUUGUUCUAUUUUUCAUUUUUUGUUUGCUUCUUUUUUCGUUUCUACUUUUCUUUUCUCCAUUUUUUUUCUUUUUCUUAAGGAUAUCUUCUUUCUCAUUACUUUGUCUUCUUUUUUCUUUUUACACCCACGCAUUUCUUCUUUUUCUUCUUCUUCCUCUUCUUCUUCUUUUUCUUUAUUAUCAUCCUAUACUUUUUCUAUUUACAACCACUUGUUUCUUCUUUUACUUCUUCGUAAUUAUUUCCUUCUUAUGAUUGUUUUUCUUAUUGCACUUAAUUUUUUCCAUUUUGAAUUUUUCUUCUUCCUGAAUUUUCAGUUUUUUUUUCUUUUUGCAUCUGAAUAUCCGUUAUUCUUCGUCGAAAUAUUUCUUCUUCUUCUUCUUCUAAAUUCUCUCAUUAUUCCUUUUCUCGUUACACCAAAAUAUUUCUUAUUUUUCUUAUUCUUUUCCUUCUUAUUUUCCAUCAUUUCAUUCGUUAGUUCCAUAUUACUUUUUUCUACACUUAAAUUUACUUUUUUCUUUCUCAUUAUUUUCUUCUUCUUCUUCUUCUUCUACUACUACUACUACUACUACAUUUUGCCUUGUAAUACCGCGAGUUUCUCAUUCCUCAUUUUCCUGUUUGCGGCUCGAGCGAACGAUGAGAGUCGUAAAGAUAUUUCGUCUCGCCAAGACUCAUUAACAUAUCUUCUCUGGCUGAGAAAGAUUAAAACAGAAGGUAUUUUCUAA
Molecule: messenger RNA, 894 nt
Organism: Acanthosepion pharaonis
Lineage: Eukaryota; Metazoa; Mollusca; Cephalopoda; Sepiida; Sepiidae
Source: the annotation of a GenBank genome assembly